AUGAUGGCGCCCUGGACCCACGACAGCAUUGAACUGUUAAUCGAAGAGACUGGCCUGGCAGGUCAGGAAAGACCACAUCCUUAUCUGACAACGAACAUGGUUCGAGCGAUAGUUAAGCCUACAGACUGCUACUAUGCUGAUGAUCUCAUGCACCAAUAUCCAAACAUUCUGGCAUUGGGAAUUCUUCUUAUCGAAAUUGCCAUCAAGCAGCCCUUAACAAGUGAAGAAUUCCCUCUCCCCUUGAGCGAAACUGCGAUGAAUGACUACUAUACGUGGGCAUGGACAACGGCAAACAGAAGCAACUUAAAGGACAUGGUGCAUUCUACAUAUGAAGAGGCUGUUAAUAACUGCCUCAACCCUGAGCUAUUUGGAGGCUACUCAAUACAACAGUAUGCAGAGGCAGAGCAGAUCAAGGCCCGACAGAGGGUUCUUUACGAGAAGAUUGUUUCCCCAUUGAAAAGAUUGUCCGAGGCCUAUCAAGAUGACUGGGAUAUCCAGAGUCCUCCUACCACGGAGACGAUUGGGACAUCCUCCCACCAUGCCUUUUCAGAGCAGACGGUCAUUACCUCACAUUUCCCCGUCCAGGAAGAUUUCACGAUCGCAAUAUUUUGUGCCUUGCCGCUAGAGGUUGAUGCGGUUAGCGCUGUGUUUGAUGAACGGUAUGAAGACUUAAGGCUGUAUCAGAACGCGCUGGGAGACUCGAACACGUACACUCUUGGUCGAGUGGGUCGCCAUCACGCUGCUCUGGUACAUCUCCCGGGAAUGGGAAAAAGCGUUGCGUCUCAGGCCUCCUCUACUAUACGGUCAACCUAUCCGAACAUUAAGCUCGCUCUAGUGGUCGGAAUCUGUGGCGGUGUUCCGUACAAAAAGGGGAACAAGGAGAUCCUCCUCGGAGAUAUAGUAGUCAGUGAUGGAAUUAUCCAGCAUGAUUUUGGGCGAAGGAUUCCUGGGGCAUUCCUGCCGAAAACAUCAGUUACCGAUGGGCUUGGACGGCCCAAUACCGCUAUACGUGGUUUUCUUUCGAAGGUAAAGACGACUAUGGCACAACAGCGGAUGUCAAACAAGAUUAAGACAUAUAUGGGAGCUAUAAGCCAGAUGCUUGGCCAUGACACUGCUCGAUAUCCAGGCGUGGAGCAAGAUGAACUCUACGAGUCAAGCUAUCAGCAUAAACAUCACGGCAGCACCACUUGCAGCAGUUGCGCAGACUCAACCAGCGAUAGGGUCUGCGACGAAGUGUUUGAUCUAUCGUGUCAUGAAUUGGGAUGCCGCAGAGAGAACCUUGUAAAACGGAAGCGGCUCCAGGCUGUACUCACACAGGGGCAUAUCCCCACUCCGGCAGUUCACUUGGGUCUCAUUGCAUCUGGGGAUACCGUCAUGAAGUCUGGGCUAGACAGAGACCUCAUCGCAAUGCGGGAUAGUGUGAUAGCGUUUGAAAUGGAGGGUGCAGGGGUCUGGGAUAGUCUGCCUUGUCUAGUGGUGAAGGGCGUUUGUGACUAUGCUGAUAGCCAUAAGAAUAAAAUAUGGCAACCACGUCUCAACAUUCUUAUACUUGGUCUCAUACUGAAAGAUGCUUUUGAAUGCCAGGCAGCUACGUCGGGCUACCCACGGACCCCGGUGCAACUUGACGACUCCCUCUCCGCAUCUUCUUCCAUCUCACAUCUUUUCACUUUCCAUUUCUCAUUGACGUCCACCCAGUUCCAGAUCAAAUCAAACGCAAUGGUAUUCCGCCAGGAAAUAAAUCCGCUCACUCCGGAGUUUGACGCUCUGGUCGAGAAAUUGCGUGAAGAAUGGCACAUCCCAGGCCUGAGUAUUUCGAUCGUGCACGGUUCCAGCACCUACGCAAAGGCCUACGGUUAUGCUUCCUUUCCCUCCACACCUAUGACCACCACCUCCCUCUUCACAACCUGCAGCACUACCAAAGCCUUCACCGCCGCUGCAAUGUCCAUGGCGAUCGACGAUAGCCAGUCCACUCCUCAUCCAAUCUCCUGGUUCACGCCUGUCUCCUCCAUCAUCCGUGAUGACUUUGUUCUCUCUACUCCUUCAGCCACAGCCAACACUACGAUUGAAGACAUCUUAUCCCAUCGCAGCGGGCUCCCAGGCCACUUCUAUUCUGUGACCCUGGCUUAUCCGAACGAGACUUUGCGCACCGAAGUCCGCAGACUUCGAUGGCUGCCACUCGCCUUCCCACCACGAACAACAUUCAACUAUUGCAACCAUAUGUUCAUGGCUGCCACAUAUUUGUUGGAACGCAUAAACGGCGAAGGUCUCGGAACGACACUCAAAAGGCGAAUUUGGGACCCACUCGACAUGAAAGACACAUAUUUCUCCACCGCCGAAGUGCAGAAGUCCCCCACUUUGUCGAGGAGACUAGUCAAGGGCUACACCUGGAACCCGGACACACACACCUAUCACGAAGAGCCAUAUAUCAACUAUGCUCCAAUCACCGGAACUGGAUCGAUGGUUUCUAGCGUGAUGGAUUACGCGAAGUGGCUGCGCGCUAUGCUGUACCAGACACCGCCUAUCUCAAAAGAGGGGCACACUGCACUUCGUAUACCUAGAGCAGUUAUCGCCGAUUCAGAUUGGAAGAAUAUGCUCGCUCCACCGGGGGCUUACCACCUCUAUACCAUGGGGUGGUUCAUCGACUAUUACCAUGGAGAACAGCUAUACUGGCAUACGGGAAGCUGGAAUGGAUUUGGAAUCAUGGUUGGAUUUUUGCCUGCAAGGAGCUUUGCUUUCGUGAUGAUGGGGAAUACUCAGAACGCGAGGAUUGCGGAGCUGGAAUUGUAUCUGUAUCUCAUCGAUCAGCUGCUGGGGAAGGGCGGAGCGGACAGAGAGACCCAUGUGAGGAAGCUAGGUGCGAAACUGAAGGAGAUGGAGCGGAUGUACGACGAGAGUGUCGAGAGUGUGGUGGCACGUUUAUAUCCAGACCUCAAAACGAGGUUACCACUUGCGUUGUCGCUGGGAUCGUAUACAGGGAAAUAUGCGCACCCGGGAUAUGGGGAGUUGAGGGUGUGUGAGGAGAGCGGCAAGUUGGUUGUUGAUUUGAGGGACCGGGUGAUGUUUGGCUGUCUGCGGUUUGAACAUGUCAGUGGGGAGUUCUUCGUCGUCAAGUGUUAUAACCCCGAUGCUGAGGCUGUGGGACCAGAGUAUUUCAAGGCUGAAUUCUACGUCGAUUCGGAGGGGAUAGUGACGAGCUUGGGGUUGGAUUUGGAGUCUACUCUGGGGGAGAAUAUCUGGUUUCAACGGGAAGUGUGA
Messenger RNA from Aspergillus niger, 3255 nucleotides. RefSeq lists its product as uncharacterized. The transcript is spliced from 4 exons. Gene Ontology annotation, biological process: nucleoside metabolic process. NCBI's taxonomy places the organism in Eukaryota, Fungi, Ascomycota, Eurotiomycetes, Eurotiales, Aspergillaceae. The record is from RefSeq and is a predicted model, not a curated record. Gene Ontology annotation, molecular function: catalytic activity. Bases 1 to 3255 code for a protein of 1084 amino acids.